CCGAGUCGUUAUUGAUUUUUUGAGUCAUUUUCUAGAAAGUCCACCGUUAUGCCGUCCUACGUUGUCACUGGUGCUGCGCGAGGCAUAGGGUUCGGAUUUCUUAAGAAACUAAGCGAGGAUCCAAACAACACCGUGUUUGGUUUGGUUCGCAAGCUUUCUACCUCUACCGAUGCCAAGGAGCUGGCAUCUAAACGCCCGAAUGUGCAUAUUCUUCAAGCUGAUAUUGUUGAUGACAAGGCGCUAGCGGCCGCAGCAGAAGAAGUUGCAAAGGUCACGGGUGGAUCUCUGGACGUCUUGAUCAACAAUGCAGGUGUGCAGGACCUCGGUUACCUCAAUGCUGAUAUCGAUGGCUUCCCCAAUUUUGAGACUUUGAAGAAGGACCUUUUCGCCACUCUCGAGGUCAACGUCUAUGGCGUGAUGAUUACUAUCCUUACGUUCAUCCCUCUUCUCAAGAAGAGCUCUAUCAAGAAGGUGGUGACUUUGUCGUCGGCUAUGUGCGACCUGGAUUUCAUCAACGGCACCGGCAUGACCACAUCUGUGUCCUACUCCAUUUCCAAGGGAGCGGUGAACGUGGCGAUGGCGAAAUUCGCCGCCAAGUUCAAGGACGACGGCAUCAUUUUCCUCUCGAUCUGCCCAGGCUUGACGAGCACGGGUGCGACGAGUGCGGAGAGCUUGACUCCGGAGGAGUGGGCCGUCAUCAAGAAGCAAAUUGCUUGCGCUCAGAAGCUCUACCCGCACUUCCAGCAGCCCCAUUCCGUCGAGUACUCAAUCGACAAGCAGCUGGAGGUUAUCAACUCCUGGACCCUCGACAAGUCCGGAGGAUAUGUCUCUCACAAAGGUAACAAGGAGUGGCUGUAGAUGCUUGUUAGCCACGUAUCCUGUGGACGUGUCGUGUAGAGGUGCAUCCAUAAUGUAAUACUAUCCUGAGU
This is a messenger RNA of Gloeophyllum trabeum ATCC 11539, 929 nucleotides long. Its product is annotated as NAD P-binding protein. Gene Ontology annotation, molecular function: oxidoreductase activity, acting on the CH-OH group of donors, NAD or NADP as acceptor. The transcript has 6 exons. NCBI's taxonomy places the organism in Eukaryota, Fungi, Basidiomycota, Agaricomycetes, Gloeophyllales, Gloeophyllaceae. The coding region runs from base 49 to 858 and encodes 269 amino acids. The record is from RefSeq and is a predicted model, not a curated record.